Molecule: messenger RNA, 285 nt
Organism: Angiostrongylus costaricensis
Lineage: Eukaryota; Metazoa; Nematoda; Chromadorea; Rhabditida; Metastrongylidae
Source: the annotation of a GenBank genome assembly
AUGAACCUGGGUCCAUGGAUUUCCCAUGGAGCAUCCGAGUGGAGCUGUGGUGGUGGCAAAGCUGACCCACAGCUGACCAGUUAUCUCGAGUGCCCACCACGUCAAAUUGGUCCUAGGAACAACGGGGACGGCGACCAGCAAGGGGCAGGCACAGCUGUGGACGAGGCCGUUCAUCGAUCGACACCGAGGGGGGUUGUUGGGGUUGUUCGUCGCGCUCUGUGCUGCCUGUUCUCCAAUGCCGGCAUUCGUCGCCGUUCAUCUUUCCGUGUUAUCCAUCAUUUAUAA